This is a messenger RNA of Camelina sativa (false flax), 1047 nucleotides long. The record is from RefSeq and is a predicted model, not a curated record. NCBI's taxonomy places the organism in Eukaryota, Viridiplantae, Streptophyta, Magnoliopsida, Brassicales, Brassicaceae.
AUGUACGAGCAAGUCGCCGCCGUGACGACAACGUUGAGACCGCUUGCAAAACCGUUUAUAGUGUGUGAAGUUCGCUCAAGAGAUACUUGCAGUUUUUGGAAUGAUAAUUGGACAUCUCUGGGACCGUUAAUUGAAGUCACUGGUGAGAAUGGUCCUCGGACUGUGGGUUUACCUGUGAAUGCAGUGGUUGCUGAUGCACUAAGAGAUGGUGACUGGUGGAUUUCUGCUUCUCGGAGUAGGAACCCCAUUAUUCAAUUGAUCAAACAAUGUCUGCCCAAUCCUCAUGAUAUUCUCAGGGGUGGAGAAGAGGAUACGUAUCUGUGGAAGAUAGGUGACUCUGUUCCCUCAAGUAAGUUCUCUGCUGCGGCUACCUGGCGUUUUUUGAAUCCUCCUGGUCCAUCUAUAGACUGGCAUGGUGCGGUUUGGUUCAAAGGAAAGAUUCCUCGGCAUGCGUUUAUUGCUUGGAUUGCUGCUCGCCAUAGAUUGCAUACGAGGGAUAGGCUCAUCAGUUGGGGUCUUCAUGUCCCCUCUAAUUGCCUCCUCUGCAACAGAUUUGAUGAAUCUUUGCAACAUAUUUUCUUUGAUUGUGAUUUCUCUCAGGAGGUUUGGUCUUAUUUCACGUCAAGAGCGAAUGUGACCUCCCCGAUGGUGUUUCAAGAUGUGCUCAGAUGGAUGAAUUCUCCUGCUCGGGAUAAGAAUGUUGCCUUUAUUCUGAAGCUAGCUUUCCAGGCCACCAUUUAUAUUAUUUGGAAGGAAAGGAAUGGGAGGAUUCACACAGAUUCUGCUCGGUCACCUUCAGCUCUAAUCCAGGAUGCAAAGACUGUUAUUAGAUGCCACCUUGACCCCCUAUCUCGUGCUCAAGAUUACAGUAAUCCCUCUACCGUCUCCUUUCUUGCUACUUGGUUCUAUCUGUUUCAGUGGGCCUUCUUCUGUUUCUUCUCCUCUUUUCUUUCUUUCUUUCGUUCUUCUUUCCCCUUUUUCUCUUUCACAGGUAAGGUUUGUUUACCUUGUAAGGCCUGUAAAGCCUUUGUAAUUUCCGGUAUCUAA